This is a messenger RNA of Salvelinus fontinalis (brook trout), 4964 nucleotides long. Its product is annotated as voltage-dependent calcium channel gamma-5 subunit-like. The transcript has 6 exons. Gene Ontology annotation, cellular component: AMPA glutamate receptor complex; postsynaptic density membrane. NCBI's taxonomy places the organism in Eukaryota, Metazoa, Chordata, Actinopteri, Salmoniformes, Salmonidae. Gene Ontology annotation, biological process: positive regulation of synaptic transmission, glutamatergic; neurotransmitter receptor internalization; calcium ion transport. Gene Ontology annotation, molecular function: voltage-gated calcium channel activity; channel regulator activity. The record is from RefSeq and is a predicted model, not a curated record. The coding region runs from base 469 to 1311 and encodes 280 amino acids.
UUGUCUUAAAUGUCACAUGAUGGAAGCUUCGUCGAUGCUUGAUUGAACAGCUGUGUCGUAUUCAGCUCACUCGAAUCCAGAACGUUGAUGAAGAAAAGUCUAUGGAUGCCAAUCUCUGGACCGUAGUUUUUAUCCAAAAGAGGGACAUUAUUUGUGGGCUGCAUUUCGCAAAAGCUAACUUUGAUUUUGUUUAAUCAGUGAAGCUUCAUAGACUAGCCAUAUCCACAAAGGCUGUCGCUUCCCAACUGCUGGCGCCAGGCUGAAGUGGAGUGCGCAACGAGUAUUGUGUCCUGUUGUAGGGCACUAAGUGCGCGACACAUCCACUGCUUCUCCGCGAGUCAACUGUAGACAAGUGUAGAGCGACACGAGAGGAACAGUAUUGUAAGAAAAAUAGCGCUUUCAUCGGCGAGACUUAUUUGUGAAGCUCCUCUUUCUGCCGGCGGCGCCCCCUGCAGUUGUGGAUGUGGUAUGACCCUGUGUGGCAGGAAGGUGUUGACGGUGCUAAGCAGCGUAUUCGCUGUGUGCGCACUGGGCCUGCUGGGCAUCGCUGUCAGUACUGACUACUGGCUCUAUCUGGAGGAGGGCGUCAUCCUGCCCCUCAACCAGAGCACUGAGUUACGCAUGUCCCUGCACUCGGGCCUCUGGAGGGUCUGCUUCACAGCUGGAGAUGAAAAGGGCCGUUGUUUCACCAUUGAGUAUGUGAUGCCCACGAACGUGCAGCUGACGUCGGAGUCUACAGUUAGUGUGCUGAAGAUGAUCCGUUCAGCCACUCCUUUCCCUCUGGUUAGUCUCUUCUUCUUGUUCAUUGGUUUUGUCCUGAGCAACAUCGGUCAUAUCCGGCCCCACCGCACCAUCCUGGCCUUCAUCUCCGGAAUCUUCUUCAUCCUCUCAGGUCUGUCUCUGGUGGUGGGCCUGGUGUUGUACAUCUCCAGUAUUAAUGAUGAGAUGUUGAACAGGACCAAGACCAACGAGGCCUACUUCAGUUACCAGUACGGCUGGUCCUUCGCUUUCGCUGCCAUCUCCUUCCUGCUAACUGAGACGGCCGGCGUAAUGUCCGUCUACCUGUUCAUGAAGCGCUACACGGCCGAGGAGAUGUACAGACCCCACCCGGGCUUAUACGGGCCGCGCCACAGCAACUGCUCCGACUACUCUGGUCAGUUCCUCCACCCGGACACCUGGGACCAGCACGGCCGCAGCCCCUCCAGCAUCUCCAGCGAAGCCUCGCUCCAGAUGAACCACUCCCUCCACUCCAACUACCCAGCGCUCCUCAAGUGUCCCGAGUAUGACCGCAUGUCCUCCUCCCCAUGCUGAGGCCUGCGUGAAGCCCUGGAGCCUGGGCAGCGGGUUGCACACACAUCCCCAGGAAGGAAGAGUCUGGCUGGGUUGCUGAGGUGGUAGACAAGGUUGGUCGGUCUGGAGGGUGAUUGAGAGGGCUGAUGGCGCCUAGGUUGUGUUUUGUGAGAGGGGGGGGGGGGGCGUAUCUUUUUCCAUGUGUGUGACGACCUCUUUUGAAGUCCUCUUGUAGUGCAGUUUUCUGAAUUUUGACACAUUUGGGAGAUGGCGACCCCCACAGCCAACCUUCCAUCUCUGGUUUUACUCAAAGUACAGUAGAAGUAGUGAUUCUCAAUCAGACCUUGUUCACCUUCGCCAUACAGUACGUUCUUCAUCUUGGUCAAUAUAGAAGCCGAUAUCUCCCCGGUAACCCACAUAGGACUUCUGUCAACUGUAUAACUUGUAAGAUAAUAUACUAUAAGUGGGUAGAUUGAAAGUGAAAAGUUUUCCUCUCUUUAUUUUGACUAUGUGGUUUAAUCAUCCCGUCAGAGAGCAGGAGGUUUAUUACAAGUACUUUAUCAAUUUGAUUCUUUUUUCAUCUUCCAUCUCACGCUCAGUACUGUUAAUAAAGACAGAGAUAAAGUUUGUAUAUUUUUGAAUGGAAAGAAACCAUGAAGCUUCUACUACAUCCAUGGAGUCCAAAUGAAGUCCCUGCAGAAUUACAGUAUGUACAUAAUGCAGUGAAAAGGGGAGAAUAAAGGGAUGAUGAAGCUAAAGGAGAGAGAAAAGAGAAUAGUGUGUGUAUAGCCUCAGAACAUGGUUUGAUAGUCAUUGAGACCAUCAGAUAUGGAGAGCCAGUUUGAAUGUAAUGUAGCUGAUGAAGAAUGCAAAGUUGAUAUAAGCUAAUCCUGAUUUUGCUGUUAAUAGUGCACCAGGCACACACAUACUACUGGUCAAAAGUUUUAGAACACCUCCUCAUUCAAGUGUUUUUCUUUAUUAUUACUAUUUUCUACAUGUAACACAUGUAAUCAUGUAGUAACCAAAAUAUUUUAUAUUUGAGAUUCUUCAAAUAGCCACCCUUUGCUGAUGACCGCUUUGGACACUCUUGGUAUUCUCUCAACCAGCUUCACCUGGAAUAAUUUCCAAACGUCUUGAAGGAGUUCUGACAUAUGCUGAGCACUUGUUGGCUGUUUUUCCUUCACUCUGUGGUCCGACUCAUCCCAAACAUCUCAAUUUGGUUGAGGUCGGGGGAUUGUGGAGGCCAGGUCAUCUGAUGCAGCACUCCAUCACUCUCCUUCUUGUUCAAAUAGUCCUUACACAGCCUGGAGGUGUGUUGGGUCAUUGUCCUGUUGAAAAACAAAUUAUAGUCCCACUAAGCCCAAACCAGAUUGGAUGGCGUAUCGCUGCAGAAUGCUGUGGUAGCCAUGCCGGUUAAGUGUGCCUUGAAUUCUAAAUAAAUCACAGGCCGUGUCACCAGCAAAGCACACCAUAACACCACCACCUCCGUGCUUUAUGGUGGGAAAUUCACAUACGGAGAUCAUCCGUUCACCCACACUGCGUCUCACAAAGACACGGCGGUUGGAACCAAAAAUCUCCCAUUUGGACUCCAGACCAAAGGACAAAUUUCCACCGGUCUAAUGUCCAUUCCUCCUGUUUCUUGGUCCAAGCAAGUCUCUUCUUCUUAUUGGUGUCCUUUAGUAGUGGUUUCUUUGCAGCAAUUCGACCAUGAAGGCCUGAUUCACACAGUCUCCUCUGAACACUUGAUGUUUAGAUGUCUGUUACUUGAACUCUGUGAAGCAUUUAUUUGGGCUGUAAUUUCUGAGGCUGGUAACUCUAAUGAACUUAUCCUCUGCAGCAGAGGUAACUCUGGAUCUUCCAUUCCUGUGGCGGUCCUCAUGAGCGCCAGUUUCAUCAUAGCGCUUGAUGGUUUUUGUGACUGCACUUCAAGAAACUUUCGAAGUUCUUGAAAUGUUCCCUAUUGACUGACCUUCACGUCUUAAAGUAAUGAACUGUCGUCUCUCUUUGCUUAUUUGAGCUGUUCUUGACAUAAUUGAGAGAAUGCCAAGAGUGUGCAAAGCUAUCAUCAAGGAAAAGGGUGGCUUUUUGAAGAAUCUCAAAUAUAAAAUAUAUUUUGUUUAACACUUUUGGUUACCACAUGAUUCCAUAUGUGUUAUUUCAUUGUUUUGAUGUCUUCACUAUUAUUCUACAAUGUAGAAAAUAUUAUAAAUAAAGAAAAACCCUUGAAUGAGUAGGUGUUCUAAAACUUUUGACAGGUAGUGUACCUGUACAAGAAUACUACUUUUUGGCAAUGGAGUAUAUCACUGGAAAUGUAAAAUGUAUAUUUAAAACAAGUUUUCUAUCAGAUUUCAUAUGCAUAGUUACAUAGGGGGGGGGCAGGUAGCCUAGUGGUUAGAGCAUUGGGCUAGUAACCGAAAUGUUGCUAGAUGGAAUCCCCGAGCUGACAAGGUAAAAAUCUGUCGUUCUGCCCCUGAACAAGGCAGUUACCCCACUGUUCCUAGGCCGUCAUUGUAAAUAAGAAUGUGUUCUUAACUGGCUUGCCUAGUUAAAUAAAAAAUAAAUAAAUGCAAGCUCUUUGGCUUUGGAUUGUGUGUGUCCAAAAUGGCACCCCAUGGCCCUGGCCAAAAGUAGUUUGCUAUGUAGGGAAUAGGGUGCCAUUAGGAAUUUGACAUUAAGGAGAUACCCUGUUAGAAAAAAAAUCUUACUGUGUUAAAUGUGACCAACUUGAAAAUACAUCUUGUCUCAUAUACGUUAUAUAUUUAAGCUAUAGUAUUUAUGCCAUAGUAAGACCUCAUUAAUUGUUCAAUCUUUGUACAUUUAAAAGUCAAUUAUCAAUUUAGAGGACAACUAUUGUCGAUGUUCAAUGUUGCGACCGAUGUUGGUUAUUGUUAUUUAUUAACAAUGUUACGUUUUUUCUUGAUCGGUGGUCUAAUUGACAGCCUAGAAGUUUCUACCCACAGUGCGCAAAUUGCAAAGGGGGGAAAAAAGAGAAUAGCAAAAAAAAGGACAAGGGUAUUGGAGUGGAGAAGCGUGUGGCUAAAUCUAACAACAUCCGAUAGUGUUAUGGUUGUUCAACAUUUCUACAUUGGAGAUAAUAAUGAUAAAAUACAUAUGGCAUGUUUCCACUUGAUAGCUUUCUUCAGUUUGAAGGAUAAGUCGUAUAUUUUGAGAAAAAAUACAAAUGUUAAAACUGUCAAACAAAUAUGAAAUAUCUCACAUUGUCAAACACUAUUUGAGUUGUUUCUUCAGAUUAGAACAGUCUUCUCAAUAUUUGUUGCUUUCUAUUGGUGUUAACACUGUAUAUGUUUAAUCAUAAACAUGUACAUGGACUGAAAACUUGUAUAUAGACUAUUACAUGUGUAAAUUAUAAUCAUCUGGAUGUUCUACUCAUUUGUAGCCAUGGUAAUCCAUAGAACCAUUCAUCUAUGCAGUAUAUCUAUUAUGCCUGUGGUUAUAGCUGCUUUGCCUCUUGCAUCGCCUAUUCAAAAUGUGAGAUUUUGCAUUUGUUGUAAUACGCAUAAUAUUUUAGAAAAUAUUCAAGUCCGAGAAGAAGUCAUUGGAGAUGUUGAAAUGUAUUUUUUUACGAAGAGUAAUUUUCAUGAUGUUCAAUGUGUAUACUGUAUUAUAUCUCUGUUGAAAAUAAAUAAAUAAAAACUGCUGUAUUUGAUGAAGUA